Messenger RNA from Andrographis paniculata, 1308 nucleotides. Its product is annotated as protein arginine N-methyltransferase PRMT10. Gene Ontology annotation, molecular function: protein-arginine N-methyltransferase activity. NCBI's taxonomy places the organism in Eukaryota, Viridiplantae, Streptophyta, Magnoliopsida, Lamiales, Acanthaceae. Bases 85 to 1170 code for a protein of 361 amino acids. Gene Ontology annotation, cellular component: nucleus. Gene Ontology annotation, biological process: peptidyl-arginine methylation. The record is from RefSeq and is a predicted model, not a curated record. The transcript has 7 exons.
GUUUCACUUCAAAUCAGCCCUAACGAAUCUCCAGCCCAGCGUUCUGUGUGUUCCCUCCCCUCCCUAUCAAUUUCUAGUUCAGCAAUGGGCAGCAGCGCCGCCGUCGACAAGGGGGCUGAUUUCGCCAACUAUUUCUGCACCUAUGGAUUUAUCUACCACCAGAAGGAGAUGCUCUCCGACCGCGUUCGGAUGGACGCUUACUUCAAUGCCAUUUUUGAGAACAAGCAUCAUUUCCAAGGAAAGACUGUUCUAGAUGUAGGAACCGGAAGUGGCAUUCUAGCUAUAUGGUCUGCACAGGCAGGCGCAAGGAAAGUUUAUGCUGUUGAAGCUACCAAGAUGGCUGACCAUGCUCGCGAACUUGUUAAAGCAAACAGGGUUCAGGAUGUUGUUGAAGUGAUUGAGGGAUCGAUGGAAGAUAUUACUUUGCCAGAACAAGUGGAUGUAAUUAUUUCAGAAUGGAUGGGAUACUUUCUGCUUCGUGAAUCAAUGUUUGAUUCUGUAAUAUGUGCUCGGGAUCGCUGGCUGAAACCAAAUGGAGUAAUGUAUCCCAGCCAUGCCAGGAUGUGGAUGGCACCUGUCAGGUCUGGCUUGAUAGAUCAAAGAGUGAGUGAUUAUCAGGUAGCGAUGGAAGAAUGGCGCAGUUUUGUUGAUGAGACAAAAACUUAUUACCGCGUUGACAUGGGUGUUCUAACAAAACCAUUUAACGAUGAGCAAAGAAAAUACUAUUUGCAGACAUCGGCGUGGAGUAACCUUCACCCGAAGCAAAUUAUUGGGACACCGGCAAUAAUCAAGGAGAUAGAUUGCUUAACAGUAAAUGUAGAUGAUAUCCGCACUAUUUCGACGAGCAUUUCCUCGUCCAUCAGCGAAGAAAACCUGAGGUUCUGUGGCUUUGCUGGAUGGUUCGAUGUGCAUUUUCGAGGAAGCGAUCAAAAUCCAGUGCAAAAAGAAGUCGAGUUGACAACUGCUCCAAGUGAAGAUGCCGGGACACACUGGGGACAGCAGGUGUUCAUUCUUGAUCGGCCUGAGCGAGUUCAGGUUGCGGAUGAUUUGACGAUUCAGUUCUCCAUGAGUCGGUCGAAGGAGAAUCAUCGGCUGAUGGAGGUAGACAUCAAGUACGAGAUACGACGGCAGUCGGUUAGGACUUCUCAGAAAAAGUUCUACAUAGAGUGAUCGAGAAGGCAUCAACUAAGUAAGUCACCAAUGCAUCAACUAUGAUGUUUUAGAAAUGCUAGUUUCCUUUUUACUGAUACACACAUAUAUAUGUAUUUAUCUAUUUAUAAGUUAUAAAAAAAAAAUAUUGAAUUUUAA